AGAGGUCGCUGUCCAGUGUCGGCUUGCAGUCUGCGUCUGUCGUCGUCAUGGGGUCCGUGUCCAAGUUUGAUAUUGUGGGCAACCUUCCACCCGAGAUAGGAAUAUUAAUUUUCAGGCAGCUGGAAAAAGAAUCGCUGUGGGCCGCGAGUCGGGUGAGCAGACGUUGGGCCGAGCUGUGCAGUUCGGACAAGAUGUUGCAGCAGAAGCUUGCCGAGUGGGAGACCCUGCGCCCUCGCAACAAAAAAAUACGUAGCCUCAAAGAGUUGCUGAGCAUCCAGAAGAAGUUGCUGUGCCUCCAGCGGCUGAUGGCGCGUCUCGAGAGAUCGUCGGAGUCGUCGGGCCAAUUUUGAUGUCUCCUUUCUUCGAAAUUUUAAUAAUAGAACCGUACAGUGAUUUUGCCACAUUUCAUUCUCAAAAGUUUCGACAUGUUCAGUGAGUCUUGUAUGUUGUCUUACUGAGUGAAAUUACCA
This is a messenger RNA of Schistocerca cancellata (South American locust), 470 nucleotides long. RefSeq lists its product as uncharacterized. The record is from RefSeq and is a predicted model, not a curated record. NCBI's taxonomy places the organism in Eukaryota, Metazoa, Arthropoda, Insecta, Orthoptera, Acrididae. Bases 48 to 350 code for a protein of 100 amino acids. The transcript has 2 exons. Gene Ontology annotation, molecular function: protein binding.